Doryrhamphus excisus (bluestripe pipefish) is the source of this 3582-nucleotide messenger RNA. The record is from RefSeq and is a predicted model, not a curated record. NCBI's taxonomy places the organism in Eukaryota, Metazoa, Chordata, Actinopteri, Syngnathiformes, Syngnathidae.
UAUUGAUGGGAAAUGGAGAAAGAAAAUAGUAUUUAGAUUGGUAAAGUUAGCUUCAAAGUCCUGGCAGAUGGCUCUUGUAGCAAAACCAAAGUUAUUUUCUAUCUAUUGUUACUGUGUUUUACUUAUCGCGGAUUACAUGGCCUGCCAGACUGGAGCAAUGCAGCAGAAAGUGAAACUUAAACGCCAUGAAACCAGAAGAAGACGACUGAGUCCUGAUCCAGUUCAAAAGUCCGCCACAGCUUUUCUCUCCAUCCACAAGUCCCUUCACUCUCCGACCGGAAGUGGAUUUAACAACACGAACAGCACCUGAAUCGAUCCAAACAUGGAUUAAAAUUGGAGUUGUUUGUUUCCCGGGUCGCUGGUGCGUCAGACUGUCGAGACGAUGUCCAACACGGCAAGAAGCGGAGAUUUAAUCCACUUAAACGUGGGCGGGAAAAGGUUCAGCACUUCCCGACAGACGCUUACUUGGGUUCCUGACUCCUUUUUCUCCAGUCUGUUGAGCGGCCGGAUCUCCACUUUGAAGGAUGAAACCGGCGCCAUCUUCAUUGACAGGGAUCCCUCCCUGUUUGCACCCAUCCUCAACUUCUUGCGGACCAAAGAGCUCCACCCACGCUCCAUCAGCGUGCACAUGCUUAUGCACGAGGCUGAGUUCUAUGGCAUCACGCCGCUCGUGCGUAAGCUGCAGCUGUGUGACGAGUUGGACCGCUCCUCCUGUGGAAACGUCCUCUUUAACGGCUACCUGCCACCGCCGGUGUAUCCAGCCAAGCGUCGCAAUCGUCACAGCGUGGCGGGGUCACAGUUUAUGACAGGUCGAGUCAUGCCUGGGGAAAGAGCGCCCGUCAGACGCAGUAACACCAUGCCCCCUAACCUGGGUAACUCGGGGAUGCUGGCCAGAGGGGAUGACAGGAUAUCUGGAGGUCCGUCAUCAGAUCCGGGCCUGGUUCGGAUCAUCUGUGGCCAUCACAACUGGAUAGCGGUGGCGUACUCUCAGUUUGUGGUGUGUUACAGGGUGAAGGAGUCCACCGGGUGGCAGCAGGUCUUCACGUCUCCUCGACUGGACUGGGUCAUCGACCGGGUUGCGCUCAACGCCAAAGUGAUGGGCGGCUCGCUGGGGGACAAUGACAAGAUGGUGGCCGUCGCCUCGGGAACGGAGAUCAUCCUGUGGUCCAUCUGCUCAGACGGCAACGGGAACGAAAUAGGCGUCUUCAGCCUCAACGUGCCCGUGGAGGCGCUCUUCUUCGUUGGAAACCAGCUGAUCGCCACCAGCCACACUGGGAAGGUUGGAGUGUGGAACGCCGUCACCAAACACUGGCAGAACCAAGAUGUUGUUCCCAUCAGCAGCUAUGACACUGCGGGAUCAUUCCUCAUCCUCGGAUGCAACAAUGGAUCCAUCUACUACAUUGAUGUCCAGAAGUUUCCUUUGAGGAUGAAAGACAACGACCUGCUGGUGACAGAACUUUACCGCGACCCGACUGAGGACGCCAUCACUGCGCUGAGCGUGUACCUCACACCGAAAACCAGCGACAGCGGCAACUGGAUCGAGAUCGCUUACGGCACCAGCUCCGGCUCAGUUCGGGUCAUCGUGCAGCACCCGGAGACAGUGGGCUCAGGCCCCCAGCUCUUCCAGACCUUCUCAGUCCACCGCAGCCCCGUCACUAAGAUCAUGUUGUCUGAGAAACACCUCAUCUCAGUGUGCGCGGACAACAACCACGUACGCACCUGGACCGUGACCCGCUUCAGAGGGAUGAUCUCCACCCAGCCGGGCUCCACGCCGCUCACCUCCUUCAAGAUCCUCAGCCUGGACGAAGCCGACGCUCACGCGGGCUGCAGCGCUGGCACCGAGAUAGGACCAUAUGGCGAGCGAGACGACCAGCAGGUGUUCAUCCAGAGAGUCGUACCGGACACCGACAAACUCUACGUUAGGUUGUCGUCCAAUGGCAAGAGGGUGUGUGAGGUGCGCUCCGUGGAUGGCACGUCAAUCACAGCCUUCAUGGUCCACGAGUGCGAAGGAUCCAGUCGGAUUGGCUCACGUCCACGCCGCUACCUGUUCAGCGGCCAUGGCAACGGCAGCAUCCAGAUGUGGGACCUGACCACCGCCAUGGAGAUCGCUGGCAAAGUAGACAUCCGAGCACUGGGAGGGCCGACAGAGGAGGAGCUGUUGGAGCUUUUGGACCAGUGUGACCUGGCUCUUACCAGAACACCUGACAGCACACCUAGAGCCUCCACAUGCAGUCUUUACUCACAGCUCGGCGACGGCUUAAGACCAGAGCGUCUUCAUUCUGCAGGAGGAGGAAGAGCUCCCGGAACGUCGGGUUCAUCUGGGUCGCUGUACGGUAGCCUUCCUCGCCAAGCUCCGCCCCCAGUCCCCCUCACCAGGCCCGCCCGUGACCCACCCUCCUUCGCCUUCCCUGCCUGUGGACCGCAGUCCCUCUCCGGCUCCAGCCCCCGCCCCCAUCGCCAUAUGGAUCGAGACAGGGAAUGGGGGUCCGCUCGCAGGGGAAGUUUCGUGGAGCGCUGUCAGGAGCUCGCCAAGGGUUCUGAGGUGGUUGCUGGGUCUGAGGGCAUCAGGCGGAGUUUGGCCGUGUGCAGCGAGUUAGAAGCUCGCUUCGGCCUCAGGACUCCGGCCACCUUCUCCGUGUCGCCUGGCCCACGCCCGUCCCCCGGGGGAGGACCUUCUUCCGUGACAUCGUCACCAUCAUCGCCACAAUGCAGGGCCACGCCCGCUUCCCCCACAAGCCCCGCCUCAGCAUCUGCAAGCCCGACACGAUCUCAGACACCCGGUUCCGUUCGACGCAGCUCUGCUACUUCUCCGUCAGACCUCCAGACGUCACCUGAAAUCCUGAACAGUCCAGACAGCCCAGCUAGUGGGACCGGCAGCACCGGCAGCACCAGCAGCACCAGCGGCCCGACUCCCAGCCCCAAACCUCAGAUGAACGAAACAAGCUUCUGACCAGCUAUGUGACAGGAAGUGCCGCCUGGUGGCCACUUCCUCUCCGUCUGUUCCCACGGUUACCACAACUUGUCGCCAAAGUUGCCUAACAACAUUCUGACUUCCGCCAAUUCAGUCAAAGGUUUGCUAAGGUCCUCACCCUUGUGAGCACUGCCACUAGCUUGUUUGGUUAGCUGUCUAAAGUGCCCCGAAACAACAUGAAAUGUAGCUUCAAGUUCUGGAAACAUGAGCAUCUUUUCCAUUUUCUAAUGGUUUCUUCAGCUCGGUUUCUGAUCCGCUUGGCCUUGGACCUUGCGGCUUUGGUGUAUUUUUAACAGCUAUCAGGAAAUAUCCGCAUCAUCACGCUUCCAAACAAUUUGUAUUCAGCAUUACAUCAUUUGUAAAUACCAUGUGAGUGAAUGUACUCCACUUUGUCAUCUUUCUAUCAACUGUGUGUGUGAGAGUUGACAGAUUUUCUUACAAGAAGUCAUUUGCGGUAAAAGAAUAUAAAAUUGAAAGUCUGACAAAAUAUCUAAAAUAAGUUAUUUUAAUGCAAUUGAAUUAAUUUGCACGAGGGUUAAUUCAAGUAAAUUCCUCACCUUGGUGAAUAAAACUAAUGAGUGAUCGAGAAGUGAUCAAAGAGCUGUCAGGCA